AUGACAAUGCCAUCGCCGUUGACUGCUGCUUCCACGGUUCUGCGCCUGCGCAUGAGGCUUGCUCUUGCGGGUCUCAUGGUGGCAGUGUUGCGGACAGGCUGUGCGUUUUGCCUUUACACUGGACACCUGAGUUGCAACAGCGGCGGCAGAGGCAGUGUCACUCACUGCGGUGGCCUCACCCGCAGAGGCGUGUUUGGUCGCGCGAAGGCACUCUCACGAUCAAAGACGCGGCGACACAUACUUCGAGCUAGCUGGGCCGGAGAACGUCUGUCCGGCCACGCCCGUCGACUCGACAAUGCCCUCGAACAUGAACCUGAGCACGAGCAUGAGCAUCGGGACGCAACGGUCGUGGCUAGACUUUUGGUGAGACGUCACGGCCGCCGCGUUUUUGAACCAGGGAACAUGGGAAUGGCUACGGUCGUAGAGGGCGACCGACCUCCGGUGAUGCCGUUCGUCGGCAUCAGCAUUGAGGGAGCGUUGACGUACCCAUCUUCCGCCGCUGUCCCCUCGAUGUCUGUGCACAUGGCUCAGGAAUGCACUCAUCUUCUGGGUCCUGAAGCAGUCCGACCGAGAACAGACACGAAGAUGGGCAAGAACAGAGGUGGCGCUAAGGCCAGCAACGGUGGGAGUGGGGGACAGGGAGGGGGGGAGAAGGGCGCGAACAAGGGCGGCGGGGGUGGGGAUGGGGGCGGCGAAGGGCAGCGGGGGAAUAAUGGGCCCGAAGGCGACAGUGUUGUUGUGGUUGCCGGCAACAGCACCGAGUCCCUGAGGCUGGAGGAUGGCGUGGAAGUCGACAAGGAACUUGUCAGUCGGUCGCCUCUGUUGAGGACCAUAGCACCGGUGUUCAGAUUUUUUCGAUCCAGAGCAGGACUGUACGGGAUGAUGCUUGGAUACGUCGUUUUCACGGUGUCUCAGCACAUCUCGCCUGUGUUCGUAGGGAUGUCUCUCCUCACCGCCAUCGGCCCGAGACCGGCACGGAAGGUGCUCGUGCUGGCGACGCAAUGUUUGUCAGUAUUAACGGUUGCCAGCUACCUUCAAGAUCAAUUCCGUCACCAGGUGUAUCCGCUUCCUACGGUGGCCUCCGGCCCUUCAGCACCGUACGCGAUAGUCACUGGGGGGUCUUCGGGCAUCGGUCGAGAGAUUGCAAACGAGUUGGCCGGGCGGGGCUACAACAUUCUGCUGGUUGCCAGGGGUAAGGAGGGCCUAAAGAGGGCCGCGAAGGACCUAACUGAGGCAUCCAGGGAGGCGGCGGAGGUGGCCAGACGGGAGCGUGAGGAGGGCGAAGAUGACGGCCGGCAAGCGAGCGCCUCAAGAAGAGAUUCAGAAAGCAGGAGAGAUCGAAAACGCCGGCGUCGCCAAGAGAGGAAAGAGAGCAUGUGCCGUUCGGCGACGUCAUCGGCGUCCUCAGCUACACAGUCACCGUCAUCAUCUGCACAGACCUCCAAGCGGAAUGGCUCGGGUGCUGCCGUAGGCCUCUCUUCUAACUCGUCCAGUUUUAUAGGACCGCACUCGGAUAGGGAGCUAGAACAAGAGAGGGGCAAGGGGCAAGAGCGAGAAGAUGCGGCUGCAGCUACUGCUGUUGCCCCUCAUUUGGCGGAGGCGGUAACCGCGAGGUGGUUUGCUGCUGACCUGGGAAAUGCCACCUCCGCACAGGCUGUGUAUGCAGAGGUUCAACGAUUAAAUCUAACGGUGGACAUCCUAGUGAAUGCGGCUGGGUUGUGCCGCGUUGGCCGGGUGAAUAACUGUGCCGAAGAAGACCUGACGUCGCAGCUGAUGCUGAACGUGGUAGGCACGAGUCAGCUGACUCGCCUGUUCGCGAAAGAUUUUGUGAGGAGACGAAAAGGCCGUAUCAUGGUCGUGUCUUCUGUCGUUUCUGCAGCACCUAAUCCCACGGUCGCUGCGUACGCGGCAAGCAAGUCGUAUCUCACCAGUUUUGCAGAAGCCCUGCACAGCGAGUUGGAGGUAUCGGGGGUAGGCGUAACGUGCGUCAUGCCUGGAGCUACGAGAACGAGCUUUCAAGACAACUCGGGCUCUACGGCAGCUUUGGUCUGGCAGCUUCCCCUCUUUUCGAUGGAAGCGGAUGAGGUGGCCGCGAGAGCAGUUGAGGCAUUGAUGAGAGGAGACCGCACUGUCGUUCCCGGAUGGCAAAACAAGCUGUACGUGCACGUUCUGGCUCCGCUGCUGCCUCGGAAAAUCGUCAUGAGCUUCGCAGAAGCUAUGUGGAGGUGACGCGAUAUUUCCGCUGCGUGGGAGACUCGACCGUAACAAGCAACUGCAGUCGUGUAUCAGUUUAGAGACGCCUGUGCCAAUAGUCAUCGAACGAUGUCGAACUCCGAAAUGAUGCUGUACCUGCCUGUUUCUGUGCGUGUUUUGACCCGGUGGGUUGGGCACACAGCAGUGAGAGCAUGGCCAGAGUAGGUGCAGCAUGAGGCUGACGUCGUGGAAUGAAAGAUAGUGGAGACGCGGACGCUGGACUAUAUAAGGUUAGUGUUUUUCUGCCUGCCCGAGCACGAAGCAGCCGCAUUAUACUCGCAAUUUGUUGUCUUCUAGAUCGUUGCCAGAUGAUGGGCAGAGGAAAGGACUUCCGAUCAUUCGCAGUGAGUACGAGAAAUGCUACCGCAUUGUGCAGGAGAGGCGUCCCUCUGUAGCGGGGUCUCGGGCGGGGCGGGCGGUUGUCUGUCGAACGUGUUUCCGGAUGUGCGCUGAUGGCGCUGUUUCUCCCACCAUCGAUGUGUGGAUGAUGGGAGGAUUCUUGUCGUAUGGCUGCAGGCAGCACGUCAUGGCGUCAUCAGCAAGAAGGAGGAUUGAGAGCCUGCCGUUGCUGUUUGUUGCUGUUGCUGUUGUUCUUGCCUUCACCUUAAAAACCGUUCCAUCUCGUAGACAGCCGGCCGUCGUCUCUUUGCUUGUUGUGUGCUGAUGAUAUUAUGGCCCGUGAUGAAAAACUCGCCUACUUGUUAAUGUUCUUGUAGACCAACAGUGCUUGCUGUUGCCUUGGCUAUGAGGCAGGAAUGAUCGGGUGGGGACGGACCAGCUCCCUCUAACAGAGGCUAUGAAGACCCUGUCCAGUG
This is a messenger RNA of Ectocarpus sp. CCAP 1310/34, 3068 nucleotides long. The record is from the annotation of a GenBank genome assembly. NCBI's taxonomy places the organism in Eukaryota, Phaeophyceae, Ectocarpales, Ectocarpaceae.